AUGAAUCAUGGGUCAUUUGGCGCAUCUCCCAAAGCAAUUCGUGACCUAGCAGAUCGGCUGCGCGAUGAAUGCGAAGCUACACCAUGCCCAUUUAUCAAGUACCGCUUCCCUGAACUAUUGAAUGCAUCACGGGUUGCUGCAAGUGAGCUUCUUAAUGCUCCUCUAUCCACUAUUGUCUUCGUCGCCAAUGCUACGACCGGAGUCAAUACUGUUUUGCGCAAUAUAGUCUGGAAUGCCGAUGGACGAGAUGAAAUUCUCCAAUUGGAUGUAAUCUACGGCGCAUGUGGUAAAACCACAAAUUAUCUAUGCGAAGCCAAUCAAGGGAAAGUACACACAAGGGAGAUUCACCUCAACUAUCCUGUUGAUGAUGCCGAGAUUGUUUCCGGGUUUCAACGAGCGAUUGAAACGUCUCGUCAACAAGGCCGCCGUCCGCGGAUCGCGAUAUUUGAUACAAUCUCCUCCAACCCCGGACUCAGGCUUCCAUUUGAGGAGCUCACUGCUCUUUGCCGCACAGAAGGAGUGUUGAGUUUGAUCGACGGGGCCCAUGGUAUUGGUCAGAUUGAGCUUAAUCUCUCCUCUUUGGACCCGGACUUCUUUAUCAGCAAUUGCCAUAAAUGGCUUUUCACACCUCGUGCAUGUGCGGUUUUCUAUGUCCCAGAGCGCCACCAAGCUAUGAUGCGAAGCACCUUACCAACUAGUCAUGGCUUUAUUCCUCAUUCCCCGCCGACCACCAAUUGUGCUAGUGAUGGGUCGGAGUUUGUCUCGAAUUUUGAGUUCAUCGGAACGACCGAUAAUCUCGCUUUUUUAACUGUCGCUGAAGCAAUUCGUUGGCGACAGACCAUCUGCGGUGGUGAAAGAAAGAUCAGAGAUUAUUGCACUCGACUAGCCCGAGAAGGCGGACUAAGAGUGGCAAACAUCCUGGGAACUCGGAUUCUCGAUAAUGAUGCACGCACGUUGACAAAAUGCUUCAUGAUAAACAUACUGCUUCCUCUGAAUUGGCCGACUUCUGGCAAAGGUAGCCUUGUCAAAGAUGGCGAUUUCCCCGGUGCUACCGUGACGGAUUGGAUGCAGAAAACCAUGAUCAAAGAGUACAGCACAUUUAUGCCUGUCUUUCCAUUUCAGGGAUCUUGGUGGGUCCGUCUCAGUGGACAAGUUUAUCUUGAAACAAUCGAUUUUGAAUGGGCUGGCUGGAGAUUGAAAGAGUUGUGUAAAAGGUUAGAGGAACAAAGCUCGAUGUAA
Molecule: messenger RNA, 1239 nt
Organism: Penicillium cosmopolitanum
Lineage: Eukaryota; Fungi; Ascomycota; Eurotiomycetes; Eurotiales; Aspergillaceae
Product: Pyridoxal phosphate-dependent transferase major region subdomain 1
Exons: 2
Coding region: 1-1239 (412 amino acids)
Source: RefSeq, a predicted model, not a curated record